AUGUCGGUGAACAAAGAGGCUAGUCAAGCUAGUUCUAGCCAAGAAUCGGCUCAAUUGUUGGCAACAGAAAUUAAGGGUCUUCCCUGCUUCAACCCCAAGGAUGACCCGAAUACAUUGUCCAUUCGUUGGAAGCGCUGGAAGCGAUCUUUCAACUUAUACGUAAGCGCAAAAGGGAUCACCAUGGAUUUGCAAAAGGUAGCGUUACUAUUGCAUACUGGUGGGGCCGAUUUUCAAGAGUUAUACUACACUUUGAUACCUGAAGAAGAAGAAAAGAGCUUGGAGGAGAGUUUUGAGGUGCUAGAUAAUUAUUUUAUACCGAAAGUAAACAUGUCUUUUGAAAGACAUUUGUUUCGACAAAUGAGCCAAGCUGCAGGAGAGACGGUGGAUCAGUUUGUGUGUCAGUUGAGACAAAAAGCUAUCACAUGUGAUUUUGCGAAGGUUGAUGAGACAAUAAGGGACCAGCUUAUUGAGAAAUGCGGAAAUGCUAGACUUCGUCGGAAGUUCUUGGAGAGAGCUAACGUAAGUUUGAAGGAUUUGCAGGAGAUUGCAAGAGCAUUUGAAGCAGUAGAAAUUCAGAUGAAAUCCUUGGAACAGCCUGGUUCGCAACACAAACCAGGGGAGGGUCAGGUAAACUCAGUGGGACGUGGUUUUAUAAAAAAAGGCAAGAAGGGAAACAAAGAUGGAAACAACGUUAGUGGUCAACGCAAGGGAACUGGGACUGAGCAAAGAUGUUUCAACUGUAACCACACCGGUCAUUUCGCUAGGGAUAGAACUUGCCCCGCUAGGGAUCAAAAGUGUAAUGAAUGUGGUGUUACUGGGCAUUUUGCUGCAUGCUGCAGAAAGCGGGACACUAAAAAUCCAAAAGGAUGGCAUAAGAAAGAAAAUGAAGCCGGAAAGAAGAAAGUGUAUCGUGUUGAUGAAGAGGAAAAACCAAGAGCCAGGGAGGACUAUGGAUCGUCGUUGGAAAAGGCCAAGCAUGUGUUGGCGAGAUUACUCUUAUGA
Molecule: messenger RNA, 1002 nt
Organism: Dendronephthya gigantea
Lineage: Eukaryota; Metazoa; Cnidaria; Anthozoa; Malacalcyonacea; Nephtheidae
Exons: 1
Coding region: 1-1002 (333 amino acids)
Molecular function (GO): nucleic acid binding; zinc ion binding
Source: RefSeq, a predicted model, not a curated record